UAUUAGAGUUUCUACAUCAUUUGACGACGCUGGAGGAGGAAUCAUAAAGUUCAUCCUCGGACCAAUACAUAAACAUUAAGAGAGCCAGAGUGGACGUUCCUGCUGUAAACACGAACAACAUCCAAAAACUAUCUGCCCCGAGGCUAGGGUUGGAGCUCCCAUAGCCAGCUUCAGAUGAAGAAUCGCCUAGCAGUUCAUCAUUCCCAACACAUUUCUGAGAAGCAAUCAUGUCUAUCUCCAAAUCCCUCAGCUGCCCGCUUUCAGUCACCUUCACCAGAGCCUCUGUCACGUAUGGAAGCCAUGGAGAUCCCUUGGCAAACGCCUGGAGUUCAUCAAAUAAAAAUUGCUCGCAAUGGUGAAGCCGGUGCAGUAUCUAGCGAGCAGAAUUUUGGCCCAAGGUCUCUCCAUGAAUACCGCUGCAAUCACUCCUUCAUGUACUUGGCCACAUACGUCACUUUCAGGUACCCAAUGUUAGCACGCCUCAUCUGUAUCGAUUCAACGUUGUCGAUUGCUGGUUCGAGUUUUGGCACUGUGAGGAUGCUUGAUAGGUUCGCCGUGUAAGUUUGUGUGAUUGCUAGUGCCAUGAACAACCAAACCACCAACGCCAUUCUUGACAAGUUGCUAUGGAGCUUCAAUCCUUUCAGGUAAUUAGUUAUGCAUUCAUGUUAGCAAUGUAGUUAACCCACAUUGAUAUAAUAGGAAUGCUUCAAUUGAAAUCAUGAAUGUAGUUAGUUGGUUUGUUAGUUACCUUGGAACGUGAAGAGUGUGGUGAAGGAUAAGGAGAGCAUAACUCCAACCUGGUUGCCAAUCGAGCCUCUGAGCUUCAAGCAAUGGUCUCUUUCAAUCAUCCAUACGACGAAUCCGUUGUAGAUGUUGAGGAUAAAGAUCAGAAGCCACAGUGAACCAGUGAAAGGCUUGGUGAAAAGCCAAGCUCUAUUGACUUUCUUUGAUUGGAGUGGUACUAUCAUAACAAGUUCUGAUUCCGUGUAUGGAUGAGUGAAAUCUGCAUAAGGAAGUCUAUUGGUGACUAUUGCUAUAUCCCCUACUGCUGCAUCGAAGUUCUGCUCCAAGUCCAAAUGGUAUCCACUCUCAGGUAGUUAGAAUGCAGCUGCUUUGAUGCUAAGAAAGCAAGGAAGAUAUAAGUACAAUAGUAUGCAACAAGUUUGAGUUUUGUUGGUUACCUUCAGGUAAAUUUGCUGUACCAAGGCAUUGUACGUUCCAUUGAAGGCACGAAAUUCGUAAGGCAAAUAGAAUGGCAGUUGUUCCACAGCCUUUUCAAAGAGAUCAAUGGCAUACCCUUUUGCAGAGAUGGUGUUUUGGACGGGAUCGAGUUCAAUGUCAACAAAUUGCUUAAAUAUGGACUCAGUUGGGAUACCAAUAAUUAUUGGCUCAGAAAUAGGUGAUGGAGUCCAUCCCUUAGGACUGUACCUAGGCCUUCCUGGCCAAAUCACAUGCCCCAUGAUGUCUCUCAUGGAUGAGAAAUACGUAGCAGUUUCUUCUUCGCCAACUGUAUUCUCUGAGAAGCCAUGACCAUCUGUCCACAAUCCCAAACCAUUAUAGCUCUUUCCUAUCACAUUGAUGACCUCAAAUGUGUUCAAAGAGCCUGCUUUCUGCACGGUGAACUGCACAUUCCCAACCAAGCCAUUGAAGUUGCAGAGAAGCAACUUGUUCAGUAAGUCCUCUUGGCCUCCUGUUACGUUGCUUGGUCUCAAGAGUGAGAGAGCCAAUGCCCAUACUGCAUCGUAAGCCUCGACUGCAAAGAUCGAAGGCUCAUGAUUGCUCUCAUCUGGAUGUGCAGAGCUGAACCUUCUUCGAAACCUCUUGCUGAAUGAUUGAUACCUUGGUUUGGUCUCUCUGAAAUGCCCCUUCACUCCUAUAACCCCUUGCAUUGCUGAAAUGGUGGAAGGGUGGAAGGUGUGAAGAAGGCUUGUGAAGGCAUGGGUGGUUAUCCAAACAUAGUCCCUUUCUAGCAUUUUCAUGUCCAUGGCCGUUCUGAAUAAUUGCUCAGCUAAUGCAGUACUAGAGGAGAGAUGAACCACAAAGACUCUACAAGGGCGGACCUUGAGGCUUUCAAGUUGGUGAGAAAGCAACGAGGGAUUAGAGGAAGGAGGGAGAGUGAUGACAUCAACAAGCUGCACAUUCACUUGUCUGAGAGCUGUAGAGAGCUGAAGCACUGCCUUUGUUGAAGACUCUACAUCUUCAGUGAUCACAGAGACUUGAUGCCAGUUCCAUGAUUGUAUGAUCGCGGCUAUGGCUUUCAUUUGAGCUGACUUGCUUGACGACGCUUGAAUCAGAAAGGGCCAUCUCUCCCUUGCCCACCUUGGAGUUGAAUCGGCGAAGGACAGAAGUGGGAUUUGGUUUUUGGUGGCGAUUUGAGCAACUAGAGAUGUCUCCUCCCAUGAACAUGGUCCAACUAUGGCUUUUACUUGUGAUGAGUUCACAAGCUCCUGAGCUGCAUUUUCAUAUUUGUAGAUUUAAGAAGUCUAUAGUCAUGGAAGCUCGUAUAAGUUGAAGAAUUGCAGACUUUACCUGAAAGAGCAGCUUGGAGUGGUUCCCCUUUAGAAUCUGUAAUGUACAUAUCAAGAACCAAGCUUUGAUUUGCAGGAUCUUGGAAGUCUUUUGCUGCCAUCUGCAUAGCGAGAAUCUGCUCUUUCCCGAUUCGUGAAGUUUCAUCCACAAUGGCACCAAUCCUGAAGGUAGAAGGAUUUGUGACGGCAGCUUCGGUAGAGGUGAUCAUUGUCACCAGUAAAACUACAAGCCAAUAGCAAAUUAGGCAUUUUAAUAAUGUAAAAGCUGAAGUUUGUUUUGCUUGGUUUGUUGUAUGAACAGAGUUUGAACUUUUCACCAAAAAGAUUAGAUUUGGCAAAUUGUGACUUGAUAUGCUGACCCAAACAGAACUCGUAUGAGAAUUGAGAAAUCAUAAUUGGCAGAAG
Messenger RNA from Linum tenue, 2933 nucleotides. The record is from the annotation of a GenBank genome assembly. Lineage: Eukaryota; Viridiplantae; Streptophyta; Magnoliopsida; Malpighiales; Linaceae.